Amoebophrya sp. A25 is the source of this 4818-nucleotide messenger RNA. The record is from the annotation of a GenBank genome assembly. Lineage: Eukaryota; Dinophyceae; Syndiniales; Amoebophryaceae.
AAGACUACAUCUUACUGACUACACUUUAUUUCUCUUUGUUUCUCGUUGCAAGAACUACAGGUCGCGGUCCAUUUGACUAGAAAUUGUGUUGUCUAGCUUAGCAGUCCAUUUUGAAUAAUAUUAAUAGCUAGUUAUGAAGAGUAUCUGUGCAGUAUUGUGUCCGUGACUGUGGGUGGAGAAUAAUAUUUUGAGUAAGUAGUUGUCGUUGUGAAGAUGGAUCCCAAUCAGUUUGCGGAGGCUGCCAGAGCGCAGCAGAUGAUGAUGCAGCAAUGGCAGCAAGAAUGGGCCGGCAUGAUGCAAAUGAAUCCUGACAUGGCUACGCACAUGCAGGGGAUGAUGCAAAAUAUGAUGAGCAUGGGCACUGCAACAGGUAACAUGAUGGCCAGCCAUAGUGCUGCGAAUAGUGCUGCAGUCAUGAACACUGGCGCUCUAAAUACUGUUCCAAGCACAUCAUCUGCGAACAAUCGGUCACUGCCAACUGGUUCGAAUCGUAACAUGACUGGUGGAGGGGCGGUUGCGAGCUCGAGCUCGACAACCGGUCAAUAUUCAUCGCCGUAUGGAGGAAAAGAGUCUGGCGGAAAAAGUGGCCAUGCAUCAGCUGGACGCCGUGAUCAGACCGUCCCGGUAAGCUUUUUUUAACGAUAGUUAAGACAAUACUACAUUCAAAGCAAUUUCAAUUCUUCGAUGUUCCUCUGAAAGCAGAGGUCCAGCGCAAGAAAUCACCCAUUAAUCAAGUUCUUUGAACGCGAUGCGCAUCGCUUGAACUCAUACGACACUAGCAUUUCUCUGCCUCGUCAUCUUAAAGACAGCUAUCUCGCUUGAGAUGACAGGGUAAAAAUACAUCCACACUUACAAAGUCGAUUGAUCCUUGUUAUUUCGUAGCAUAGGUAUGCAGACUGACCUAGUAAACACUUUUCGUACAUUUUUCAGGAUGAACUGCCUGCGACACUACGGAAGUUUUUUUUGGGUGGAUUGUGCUUCCAAACAACUAGUGCUGAUGUCAAAAGGUAAGUAUUCUUCACUAGCUCCAAAAGACUGUGCUACAGUAUUGUCAGAUCAUCCUCAAUUUUGCGAUUUACCCGAAAGCUCGACGUUUAUUUUCUUGAUUUUUUUUUGAGCGUGGAUUAAAUCAUAGCGAUAAACACCACUGACGGCAUCAUGGGAGAGUAGUCAGUGUCCCGAUCAAAUCGACCUCAUAAAUACAGGCACUUCCAGAGCUGGGGAGAAGUAAAAGAGGGCACCGUAAUGUUCGAUGCGGCAGGAAAUUCGAGACAUUUCGGCUUCGUGAACUUCAAACGGCAUGAAGACGCUUGCAGAGCGUACGCAGCGCGGCCGCACACCAUCCAGGGUCGGACAAUCGAUGUAAAACCCUGUUUUCGAAAGGCGCAUGAGGUCGACAGCGAAGACGAUGCCGGUGGCAGGCGACGGCGAGGCGGUGGGCGACACCGCGCGCGGUCUACCUCACGGAGUCGGAGUCGCAGCCGCUCAGCUGACCGUUUAUUUGAGGAGCGGAGGCGCGCGAUGCAGGCACGGGACGGCGGAGGUCAGGGAAGUAGGGCCAACGGUGGUUCCAGAAGUAGAUCAUCCUCGCGUAGCCGACGAAGUCGAAGCUCGCGAAGUCGAAGUUCGCGUAGUCGUAGCUCACGCAGUCGGUCAGGCUCUUCAAGAAGGAGAGACCGACCUGAUGAUAUGCGUGUGCAACUGCGGAAAAAGCAUGCUGAGAAAGUAGAGGCUUUGAACAAUCUGCCAGUCCUCUGUACGUUUCAGGAGCCGAUGCGGGAUGAAGAAGAUGAAGACGACAUUGAUGGCACGGACAUUUCAGAUGGACUCCAUCAAGGCCUUGACAACGAAGCAAGUCUUUCUAGUGUAGUGAAGGAGGAAGAACCGCCUACAGCGCUCUCUACCUGGAGAGAGAUGGUCGAUGCUGGCAUUCUACCUGCGAAAAUGGAAACUGCGUUGACGCGGCAAGGUCUUCGAGCACCCAGCCUCGUUCAGAAGUUCUGCUUGCCCAUCCUGGCGGCGGGACAUGAUCUCAUUUGCAGUGCGCAAACCGGCUCCGGCAAGACGUUUGCGUUUCUGAUUCCCGUCGUAUCAAAACUUUUGGAUCUGCAGAGCCGAGACGCAUUGCCCCACCGGAUCUGGUUCGACAACUUGCAACAAGCGAGUCCGCUAGUUCUGAUCCUUUCGCCAACACGAGAACUUGCUGUGCAGACGCACAAAGAAAUCAAGUCCAUCCUUCCUCUUGCAGCGGCUUCGGAAACCUCCACCAGGCGGAGCAAUCACGGCCACCGAGGUGCACAAGUAAAAGACGACAAGAAUCGCGAAUUACAUGCAGUUGUAUGCUACGGCGGAGAGCGAUCGAAAGUACAGCUUGACGAAAUUUACAAGCAGGUACUUGUACAGUUUUUUUCUGCGAGAAACGCUUAGCGUUCACUACUUUGAGCUUCAUCGAACUCAAGUUCCCGUCCGUGAGCAUAGCUGACUGAUCUUUUUGUUCCACCAGUUGUGGCUACAACUUAAUCCGUAUUUUAUAGACAAGAUGAUGAAGACAGGUCUCCAACAAUCUUGCUUCGUCUUUGUUCCGAAUAACCUUUGUGACGACAGUAAAGCUCUUAUGUCGUCGCAGUAAACUCGGAACUAGAACAAAAUUUGACUUGCAUUCACGGGCCGUAGGAGAAAAGCUAAUACUCCUAAUGCGGUACUCACGCUUGUCAGACACUACACACGAUGAGGGCUUCAAUCGUUCAAAACUGAAUUAUGAAACGAGUUUUUUCAUCGUUCCUCCACCGAUCUCGAUCCAUGAAGAAUCUCGUGUGCCCCUCUCCGGUGGCUUGCACAUGAUUUUCUUUAUUCACGAUACCCGUCUAUUGCGUUCCCUUCUUUUGUAAGUUAUUCAUCUCUGCGCAUGACCUCAGCCUCUGGCUUGUGCAGUUGUGAUGGGAACUAGAGUAAUGAAAUGCGCAGGAGCUCACUCCCGCGUCGGGUGGAUCCAGGGUUGGCGGGAGUUUAGCUCCAGUCUCGCUGGCAGUCAACAGGCACCCCACAAUCACUCACUUUGGAACGACGUUGUGAAUAUACCGAGAAUCAAAAUUUUUGAGAGUUCUCAACUGUGACCAUGAAUUAUCAGGUCGACAUUCUGAGCGGCACGCCUGGCCGUAUUCUGGAUUUUAUCGACUGCGGGCGGAUAUCGUUGAAUUUCGUGGACCGUUUAGUGCUUGAUGAAGCCGACAUGAUGUUAGACCUGGGUCUCCAGAGCAUGGUGCAGGAUAUCGUGCUAAAACGCGAUUGUCAAAGCCCGGCCCAUCGCCAGACGCUUCUCUUUUCCGCCACUUUUCCACCAGGCAUCCGCGAGAUGUGCCGACAGUACCUGAAUCCGCGGAAGAAGCAUGUUUUUUUGCGGAUUGGCACCUACGACCAUGGUACAGGAGGUUCUUGCGCCCAUAUUGAGCAGCAAGUGAAACUCGCAUCAUCUGACGAAGAAAAAUUCUCUAUGCUUGAGCAGGAUUUGCGCACUUAUGUCCGUCACAACGGUCACGGGGCUCAGGGAGUGCAGCCACGGGUUCCGCAGCCUGGUGUGGAGAUAACGAGCGGAAGUCUACCAGGCGCGUCUGGAAAUCCUUUCAUCCUAGCCUCUGGUGCGGGAACGGUAAGCGAUCCUGGGAACACAGUAGAGGGGAGUGCUGGAAGCGCAGUCCACAUAGAACGGGCCAUAGUGUUUUCGAACCGACGAGUGGAGGCGACGCGACUUGCCCAUUCGCUCAGUGAGAGAGGCUUCAGGGUAUACGGCAUUUACCCGCAGGCUGUUGUAGUAGCCUAAUCGGCACAUCAUCUCGAUCAAUAGCCAAUUCAAAUACUUUUAUUUGUAGCCAUCUGGUAGCAGUCAAGCUCACGUUGUGCGCGGCCUAAGGAGGAUGACUGAACUUUCUUCUUCGUCCUCCUCUCUGAGAUGAGAGUGAAGGAUUCCUGCAAACAUUUUCUUCGAAAUUUCGUUCGUCUGAUGCGAUAUCGUGUGUGCGUGGUUUGCUGCUUCGAACAAGUAGUAACUCCAAAGCGCUUAACUGUCUUCAUUAAGAACACUAAGAUCCUUCUCAAAUCUACUUCGAAAAAUUUGUAAACUAGGUGGCGCAUAUACACUCGAAGCUGGACCAGGCAUCGCGAGAGGCGGCCGUCGACUCUUUCGCGCGCGGGGAGUGCAACGUGCUUGUGGCGACGAACAUCGCCUCUCGUGGUUUGGAUUUCGACGUAAAGGCAGUGUUUCAGAUCGAUCUACCGAAUGACAUAACGAGUUAUACGCAUCGCAUUGGUCGGACCGGCAGACUCGGUGAGCGGGGUGGGGUCGCAAUCAGCUACGUGAAUCGGCGAGACCAAAAACUCUUCCGACCUCUACGCGAUUUCCUUCGCCUCAAUGGGCAGCAGGUGCCGCAGUUCCUUGAGCGCUGGACCCGGUGAGUCUCUGAUGUUGAACCGUUGUCGUGAUGAUAAAGAACCCUGCAGAAGUCAUGAACAACACUCGCCAUAAUUAUCCUAAUGAAGAAGCCAAGACGCUUCUCCUCAUCGCUGCCGUGACUUGGAAUUUUCCUUUCCCUAUGAUUUUUUGCUUCCCAACAGCAGAUAUGCCAGCGUCUCUGGAUGCUGAUGAAUCUAACAUCAACACGCACACCGUGGUCCGUGACUACUUUUCUGGUCGUCUUGUGAAUCCCGCACGACAGCCGGUUUUAGAUUUGCGUCUGUAGGUAGAAGACUACUGUUUCUGACCGCGUGAGAGUAACUGUUCUAAGUUAGAAGGAUAUGUUGAAAAGAAACCUGAAAAAUUUAAAG